Molecule: messenger RNA, 795 nt
Organism: Macadamia integrifolia
Lineage: Eukaryota; Viridiplantae; Streptophyta; Magnoliopsida; Proteales; Proteaceae
Product: protein H2A.7
Exons: 2
Coding region: 91-501 (136 amino acids)
Cellular component (GO): nucleosome
Molecular function (GO): protein heterodimerization activity; structural constituent of chromatin; DNA binding
Source: RefSeq, a predicted model, not a curated record
CAUUACGGUUUUCCCUCUUUCGUCUUCCCCAUUAAAGCCCCUCGUUUAGCGAAGUUCUGCAAAUCCUCUCUCUUCACUUGGUAUUUCGAUAUGGCCGGAAGGGGAAAAUCUCUCGGCGCCGGAGCGUCGAAGAAGGCAACAUCUCGUAGCAGCAAAGCCGGACUACAAUUUCCCGUCGGUAGAAUCGCUAGGUUUCUCAAAGCCGGCAAGUACGCCGAACGAGUCGGUGCUGGUGCUCCUGUGUAUCUCGCGGCCGUUCUUGAAUACCUCGCAGCAGAGGUAUUGGAGUUGGCAGGAAAUGCGGCUAGGGAUAACAAGAAGACGAGAAUCGUUCCAAGGCAUAUUCAAUUGGCGGUGAGGAACGAUGAAGAACUGAGCAAGUUGCUUGGUGCUGUUACAAUAGCUAAUGGUGGUGUGAUGCCCAACAUCCACAAUCACUUGUUGCCGAAGAAGGCUGGUGGUGGCUCUUCGAAGUCGGUUGCCGCCGAUGAUGACAGUUAGAUUACCGAUUUCGCUAAGCCAGAGGAUUAAACGAUGAUUUGGAGUUUGGAAGAGAAGGAGAUAUGAAGGAAUCGAGGCAUGGAAUUGUAGCCCUAAUUUCCAAUUCUUUUUGAUCUUCUAACCUUUUUUCAUAUAUAAUGGUUGGCUGUAUUGUGAGAUCAGUUCUUGCUGUGUAGUUGUUUUUCUUUUACGAAAAUUAGGUUAUCUUGUUAUUUAGAGUGCUCUGAAUUAGUUUAGGAUCUUAGAUUUGUGUAAUCUCUUGUGAAUUUAAGAUGAAGUUAGAAUUCUUUUCUA